CUUGACAUUGUUCAUCUCUUCUGCACGCGCAACGUGCAAGGCAAGCAGCGACGCAGCACAAUCGCAUAGCAGAGCAUCGCAUACCCCUUCGCCAGCUCGAGAUCUACCACAGCGCAGCACAGCACAAUGCCACCAGGCUCACGAACAGUCUUCGUGGCCAACAUCCCCUAUGACGUCUCAGAAGAGCAGAUCGCCGGCGUCUUCUCCGAGGUCGGACCGGUGCAGCAUGUCGAGAUCAAGUUCGACCCCGUGAGCGGCAAGUCGAAGGGCUACGCCUUUGUGCAGUACUACGACGAGGCGACGGCGCUGUCCGCAGUGCGUAACCUGCAAGAGGUGCCGAUCAACUCGCGGCCAGUCCGCAUCGAGCUGUCGAGCGACGACGGACCACGGCGCGGCGGCCCGCCGCGCGGGCCAGGCGGGUUCGGUGGGCGUCCUGGAGGGCAACAUGGAGGAGGAGGGUUCGGCGGACCCGGCGGCGGACGCGACUCGCCGCCCCCGCGCGCGGUGCCCUCGCCCGCUGGCGGCGCGUUGAACGUGCCGCCCGGGACCGACCCGCUGCCGGGGCAGAAGGCGACCGACGCCAUCUCUGAGACGCUGGGCCGCCUCCAGCCGGGCGAACUGCAGGAGGUCAUGGCUGGCAUGAAGACCCUCAUCACUACCCAGCCUGACAAGGCCCGCGAGCUCCUCACGACGCAGCCGCAGCUCACGUACGCCCUCUUCCAGGCCAUGCUGCUGCUCAAGGUCGUCGACGACAGCGUGCUCCAGCGCAUCGUGCCCGGCCCGCCCGCUCAGCAGCAACAGCAGGGCUACGGCGCGCCGCCUCCGCCGCCGCAGGCGUACCCUCCCUUCCCGGCCCACCAGCAGCAGCAACAGCCUCCUCCGGCGCAGUACCCUCCUUUCCGCCCCCCGCCGCAGCAGCAGCAGGCAGGUGGCUACGCCGCGCCGCCACCGGCGCCAAGCUACGGCGGAUACGCUGCCGGCCCGCCCCCGCUCCCGCCCGCCGCGCAGGCCGAGCUCGCAAAGCUGCCUGAAAACGAGCGGAAUACGCUCAUCCAGGUCCUCCAGCUCACGCCUGAUCAGAUUGGCGCGCUGGAUCCCGACCAGAGGAACUCGGUGCUGGCGCUGAGGCAGCAGUUUGGCGUGGUGUGA
Vanrija pseudolonga is the source of this 1149-nucleotide messenger RNA. RefSeq names its product putative RNA-binding protein (gene SPAC644.16). Gene Ontology annotation, cellular component: mRNA cleavage and polyadenylation specificity factor complex. The record is from RefSeq and is a predicted model, not a curated record. The coding region runs from base 127 to 1149 and encodes 340 amino acids. Gene Ontology annotation, biological process: mRNA 3'-end processing. Gene Ontology annotation, molecular function: mRNA binding. Lineage: Eukaryota; Fungi; Basidiomycota; Tremellomycetes; Trichosporonales; Trichosporonaceae. The transcript has 6 exons.